AUGACUAAUGAUAAUAAUUUAUCUUUUGUUACACAUAUCAGAAAUAUAGUGAUUCCGGAAUUAAGUGAUUUUUUACAUAAUAGUUUAGGUUUGAAUUCUCACGAUAUCAAAAUUAAUAGUAUGUUGAAAUUCACAACCAAUUGGUGUAAGAACAAUGAUGAUAUUAUUUUUACCCGCGCUGAUAAGGGCAAUUCUACUGUGGCAUUGGAUAGAAGUUACUAUAAUGAUAAAAUUCAGGAGUUAUUGAAUGACACUGAAACCUAUACUUUGGUUAAAAAGAAUCCUGCUUUAAAUUUAGAAAAAAGUCUCAAUAAUCUUUUAAAGAAAUGGCACCAAAAAAAUUACAUUAAUAAUAGUCAAUUAUGGUGUCUGAGAUCCAGUGAUUCUCUUUUGCCUAAAGCCUAUGCAUUACCAAAAAUCCAUAAAGAGGGAAUUCCGUUCAGGAUUAUCGUCUCUUCAGUUAAUACAGCCUUAUAUCAAUUAGCUAGUUUUUUACAAGACAUUAUUUCAAAAAGUAUUCCUUCUGCCAGGAGCAAAGUAAAGAAUAGUUUUGACCUUUUCAAAAGAUUAAAUGGAUUUCAGAUUGAUGAAACGGAAUGUCUGAUUUCGUUGGACGUUGUGUCUCUUUUCACGAAUAUUCCUAUAGAACUAGCGAUAGAGGGAAUUGAGAGAAGGUGGAAUUCCAUAGGGUGUUCCACGAACAUCCCAAAGAAAGAGUUCUUGGAAGCGAUUAAAUUUGUUUUGACAUCAACUUAUUUUUCCUUUAAUAACACUAUAUAUAAGCAAACGUUUGGCACACCUAUGGGUUCCCCCCUUUCUCCGAUCUUGGCUGACAUUGUAAUGGAGGAUCUUGAGGUUAGGGCACUUAAAUUGUUACAAUUGGAAGAUUUGAUAUAUUUCAGAUAUGUGGAUGACUCGUUUAUGAUUGCUUCUAAAGAUAAAAUUUCUAAAAUUGUAAAAGUUUUUAAUGAACAACAUAUGAGGCUCAAAUUUACAGUGGAACGGGAGGUUAAUCAUGAGCUUUGUUUUUUGGAUUUAUUGAUUGUUAACAAAGAUAACAAAAUAGUUAUCGACUGGUAUCAUAAGAAAACUUUCUCGGGUAGAUAUCUCUCUUUUUAUUCCAAUCAUCCAACUUGUCAUAAGAUCGGAAUGAUAUUCAGUCUUGUUGACAGAGCAAUUUCAUUAUCGGAUCCUAUUUACUACAGUAAAAAUCUGGAAUUUGUAAUAGAGGUCUUAUUGGAUAAUGGAUAUCCAUUAGAUUUUAUUUUCAAAAAUAUUAAUAACAGAAUUAGGACUUUAGCUCACAAAGAUGUUAUAUGUGACAAAACUAACGAUGAUAAAGAAUUGAGACAGCUCAUGGUGAUCCCUUAUGUUAAUUCUAUUAGUAACAAGGUUUCAAAAUCGAUUAAUAAAGCUAAUUACAUGAUUGGUUACAGGUGUUUAAAUAAAUUGAAUAGAUUUAUUAAAGUUCAAAAAGAUAAGAAUGAACAGGAAAAUAAUAAUAAUGUUAUUUAUAAAAUUGAUUGUAAGAAUUGUGAAGCGUCAUAUGUUGGACAAACCAAGAGACAAUUGAAAACGAGAAUAAAAGAACAUAAGAAUAACUUUAAAUUGGAUCAAUCUAAACAUUCUGUUAUUACUAAUCAUAUGAAUGAAAAUAAUCAUGAAUUUAAUUGGGAUGCUGUUAAUAUUUUAGAUUUUGAGAGUAACUAUAGGAAAAGAAAUAUAUCUGAAAUGAUUCACAUCAAAGAGCAGAAGAAAGGCUUGAAUUUAAUGAAGGAUACAGAGUUAUUAGAUAAGUCAUAUUCAAACAUAAUUUUUGAUAUUCGUGAUAAGAAAUUGUAA
Molecule: messenger RNA, 1842 nt
Organism: Trachymyrmex cornetzi
Lineage: Eukaryota; Metazoa; Arthropoda; Insecta; Hymenoptera; Formicidae
Exons: 1
Coding region: 1-1842 (613 amino acids)
Source: RefSeq, a predicted model, not a curated record